This is a messenger RNA of Callithrix jacchus (white-tufted-ear marmoset), 2823 nucleotides long. RefSeq names its product family with sequence similarity 131 member A (gene FAM131A). Lineage: Eukaryota; Metazoa; Chordata; Mammalia; Primates; Cebidae. The record is from RefSeq and is a predicted model, not a curated record.
UAUUACAGUUGCUUUAAUUUCCUGCCCCCAUCAGCAAAAGCAAAUCACCCUACUUUGUGGAGGGAAAGAGGAAACCAGAGGCGGCCAUCAGGGCUUCCUUCCCGCAGUGCUGACCCCUGCUUGGGCCUGGGUUUCCGUGGGUGGCCGUGAGCACCGGGCCUAGCCCGAGUCCUGUGCAUCUGAGGUUGGCCAGCUUCCUUUACUCUGGUGUCGUGGAUUUUUUCCAAGCCUCGGGUCAGGCAGGGCUGGGUUCGGGAUGGGUCCUGGGCCUUCAGGGAAGGUGGUCAGUCACACAGGCCUUGGUGUGGUUGGUACUUGAUGUUCUUUGGAGCUAAGAGUGGCUGAGAUUUGUACUUCCCUUGAGGAAUUCUGGGAUUUGUAGUCCUAAGUUAACCUCGUGGCUUUUGAAGCUGAGGAGCAGCUGACUGCUCUGAUCCCUCUGGCCCUGCAAAGGCUUGGAGUUCAAUAAGUCAUCACCUCCUCUAGUCAGGGCAUUUCUGGGGACCACCAGCUGGCUGAGGCUCAGGGACAGAGACGGCUGCUCCAGCUAAAGUGUCCUCGGACCCUGCGUGGGCUGUGGAGUGGAUUGAACUUCCUCGGGGUCUCUCUCUAUCCUCCUUGGGAUCUGCUCGGACCCUCCGAGGCUGGAGCCGGUCCUCGCGCCCUUCCUCGGUGGACAGCCAGGACUUGCCGGAGGUGAAUGUUGGAGACACAGUCGCGAUGCUGCCCAAGUCCCGGAGAGCCCUAACUAUCCAGGAGAUCGCUGCGCUGGCCAGGUCCUCCCUGCAUGGUAUUUCCCAGGUGGUGAAGGACCACGUGACCAAGCCUACCGCCAUGGCCCAGGGCCGAGUGGCUCACCUGAUUGAGUGGAAGGGCUGGAGCAAGCCAAGUGACUCGCCUGCUGCCCUGGAGUCAGCCUUUUCCUCCUAUUCGGACCUCAGCGAGGGGGAACAAGAGGCUCGCUUUGCAGCAGGAGUGGCUGAGCAGUUUGCCAUCGCAGAAGCCAAGCUGCGGGCAUGGUCUUCGGUGGAUGGCGAGGACUCCACUGAUGACUCCUAUGAUGAGGACUUUGCUGGGGGAACUGACUCAGACCUCGCUGGGCAGCUGCCCCUGGGGCCGCACCUCCAGGACCUGUUCACCGGCCACCGGUUCUCCCGGCCUGUGCGCCAGGGCUCCGUGGAGCCUGAGAGCGACUGCUCACAGACCGUGUCCCCAGACACCCUGUGCUCUAGCCUGUGCAGCCUGGAGGAUGGGUUGUUGGGCUCCCCGGCCCGGCUGGCCUCCCAGCUGCUGGGGGAUGAGCUGCUUCUCGCCAAACUGCCCCCCAGCCGGGAAAGUGCCUUCCGCAGCCUGGGCCCCUUGGAGACCCAGGACUCCCUCUACAACUCACCCCUCACGGAGUCCUGCCUUUCCCCCUCAGAGGAGGAGCCAGCCCCCUGCAAGGACUGCCAGCCACUCUGCCCACCACUAGUAGGCAGUUGGGAGCGGCAGCGGCAAGCCUCUGACGUGGCCUCUUCUGGGGUGCUGUCCUUAGAUGAGGAUGAGGCAGAGCCGGAGGAACAGUGACCCGCCUCAUGCCUGGUGGCAUGCAUCCCCUGGCUGCUGCUAGGGGCAGAGCCUCUAUGCCCAAGUGUGGGCUCAAGGCUCCCAGCAGAGCUCCGCAGCCUAGAGGGCUCCUGGGAGCGCUCGCUUCUCCGUUGUGUGUUUUGCAUGAAAGUGUUUGGAGAGGAGGCAGGGGCUGGGCUGGGGGCGCAUGUCCUGCCCCCACUCCGGGGGCUUGCCGGGGGUUGCCCGGGGCCUCUGGGGCAUGGCUGCAGCUGUGGCAGGCAGUGAUGUUCAUGUUUGUAAACCCAAAUGCCACAUGCACAUUUCCUCCUCAGAUGAUGUGGACCACUAAGGGGGUGGUUGUGACUGGGCUGUGGGGGGGUGCGGAGGGAGGGGGCCCAGCCACCCCCCACCCUCCCCAUGCCUCUUUCUUCUCUGCUUUUCUCCUCACCUCCGAGUCCACGUGCAGUGCUUGAUAGACUCACCCCACCCGGGGGCCGGCUGCUGCCCUCCCAGAGCCUAUGGGUUGAGCCGUCCCCCAGGCCCCUGCCCAGCUGGGCUCGUGCUGUGCUUCACCUCUCCAUCGUCUCUAAAUCUUCCUCUUUUUUUCCUAAAGACAGAAGGUUUUUGGUCUGUUCUUUCAGUCGGAUCUUCUCUUCUCUGGGAGGCUUUGGAAUGAUGAAAGCAUGUACCCUCCACCCGUUUCCUGGCCCCCUAAUGGGGCCUGGGCCCUUUCCCAACCCCUUCUCGGAUGUGCGGGCAGUGUCCUGGAGCCUCCCAGCCAGCCGGGCUGCCCACGUUCAGGCAGAGUUCUCCGAGAGAGCGGGCGGGCAGGUGGAGGAAAGACUGCCUCUAGUUGCCACAGAGCUGGGACUUCCAUGUUCUUCUAGAGAGGGCCACAAGAGGGCCACAGGGGUGGCUGGGAGUUGUCAGCUGAUGCCUGCUGAGGGGCAGGAAUUGUGCCAGUGAGUGACAAGCAUGGGGGAGUGUUUCUCCUUGGGGAGGGAAUGAAAGGCCAGCACUACAACAGCACGGGGCCCCGCCCCAGCCAGGGUGUUGAUGAGCACACAGUGGAGACUGGCAGAUCCUGCAUUCCAGGGUCACUGGACUCUAGGUUUUAAUGGUUGUGGGGCGGUGCCUUGUAGGCUUUGUCAGGUAAGAGGGCCCAAGGUAAGAACGAGCGCCAACGGGCACAAGUAUUCUAUAUAUAAGUGGCUCAUUAGGUGUUUAUUUUGUUCUAUUUAAUAAUUUGUUUUAUUAAAUUAAUAUAAAAAUCUU